AUGACGACCCGAAGCGCGGAGGUGACGGCGUUCCUCCAACGUCUCGAGCAGAAUGCUCUAGCUUCUCAAUCAACACACCCUUUCACUCCAUCGGCUCGCGCUCAGCUCAAGCAAUGGGAGAGCCAGUUGAUCAGCCUUCAGGUCGACUAUGACGCAUACGCGGAGCUUCUGCUACAGCACUCUCAGAAGGCGAAAUACGCUCCUGAGGACACGAGCGUCGAACUACGACUGGUGAUCUCGGGCAACAUGAGGGAUUGCGAGAUGCAACAGCAUCUGAUCGACACCAACCAGUGUACGAUUUUAUGGCAGUACAAUAUGCUGGCACGAGACGACCCCAAGUGGCCGUCAGGGAGCCGCGGGAAGAGACGGUGA
Messenger RNA from Peniophora sp. CBMAI 1063, 372 nucleotides. The record is from the annotation of a GenBank genome assembly. Lineage: Eukaryota; Fungi; Basidiomycota; Agaricomycetes; Russulales; Peniophoraceae.